Molecule: messenger RNA, 2021 nt
Organism: Callorhinus ursinus (northern fur seal)
Lineage: Eukaryota; Metazoa; Chordata; Mammalia; Carnivora; Otariidae
Source: RefSeq, a predicted model, not a curated record
AUCCUCUGCACAGGAAGUGGGCUGGCCCUGGGGUUUGAGUCUUUGCCGGCCUCAUCAGCCAGCUACUACCUGGGCUGCUGCAGUCGGAGUCGGAGCAGGGCCCUGGGGAGAUGGCUGUGGACCCAGCAGUGGAGCGAUCCCAAGAGCGUGCGUGGCAUCCCCAUGUUUCAGCCAGGGCUCCCUUCCCCAGCUCCCACCCAUGGAUGUGAUGGCAGCUCCUGGUCUGUCCUGGUGUCUGUCCCUCCCUGUCUUCCUCCUGGCCCUGGCCAUCCCUCGUGGAUCCAUAGCAGUGAAUGCAGACACUUCCAAGCUCACAUGCUUCUACAACUCAAAAGCCAACAUCUCCUGUGUCUGGAGCUGGGAUGGGGACCCGCAGGCCACGUCCUGCAAGAUCCACGCUCAUCCGGAUAGACGGCCUUGGAACAAAUCCUGUGAGCUGCUGCCGGUGAGCCUGGCAUUGUGGGUCUGUCACCUGAUCCUUGGAUCCCCAGAUGCUCAGAGCCUGACUGCAGCUGACAUCGUCCGCAUGAGCGUGAUGUGCUACGAAGGGGAAAGGUGGAAGACACGGAUGACCCAGGACUUCAAGCCCUUUGAGAACCUUCGCCUGAUGGCCCCCGACUUGCUCCAAGUCACCCACGUUGGGACCCACAAAUGCAACAUAACCUGGAAAGUCCCUCAGUCCUCCCACUACAUUGAAAGUUACCUGGAGUUUGAGGCCCGGACAAGGUCCCUGGGCCAGAGCUGGGAGGAGGCCUCCGUGCUGAUCCUCAGGCAGAACCAGCAAUGGAUUUGCCUAGAGACACUCACUCCAGGCACCCUGUAUGAACUUCAAGUGCGAGUCAGGGCCCACCUAGGCAGCCACAAAGCUUGGAGUCCCUGGAGUCAGCCCCUGGCCUUCAGGACGGCAGCCUCAGGGAAGCAGACUCUGCCCUUUCUUUGGUUUGGCCACACCAUCAUGGGCGUUAGCAGUGCCUUUGGCUUUAUCAUCUUGGUCUACUCGUUGGCCACCUGCCAGUACAUCAGACCAUGGCUGAAGAAGGUUCUGAAGUGCCACAUCCCAGACCCCUCGGAGUUCUUUUCCCAGCUGAAGUCAGAGCAUGGCGGAGAUUUCCAGAAGUGGCUCUCCUCGCCCUUCCCCUCCUCAUCCUUCAGCCCCAACACCCAGGCAGCCGAGAUCUCCCCGCUGGAGGUGUUGGACCGGGACGCCAAGGCCACACAGCUCCUCCUGCAGCAGCAGCAGAAGGGGCCCUCACCCUCGACCGAGACCAGCGGCCACUCGCUGACCAGCUGCUUUACCAACCAGGGUUACUUCUUCUUCCACCUCCCUGACGCUUUGGAGAUCGAGGCCUGCCAGGUGUACUUCACCUAUGACCCCUGCACAGAAGAGACUGAGGAGGGCGGGCCCGGGGCGCCCGAGGGGCCUCUCCUCCCGCCCCCACCAGCAGAGGACGAUGCCUACUGCACCUUCCCCCCGGGGGAUGACCUGCUCCUCUUCUCUCCCGGUCUCCUGGGCGGCCCCGCCCCCCCCAACCCCGCCCCGGGGGGCGCUGGAGCUGGUGAAGAGAAGCUGCCCCCCUCUCGGCAGGAGGGAGCUCCCAGAGACUGGGCCCCCCAGCCCCUGGUGCCUCCCACCCCAGGAGCGCCUGACCUGGGGGAUAGCCAGCCACCCCCGGAGCAUGCCCUACGGGAAGGAAGAGGGGAGGUCCCAGCCCCUGGCCCUGGGGAGGGGGUCAGCUUCCCCUGGGCUAGUCUCCCUGGGCAAGGCCAGGUCAGGGCCCCUGCCUCCUGCCUGACCCUGAAUACUGAUGCCUACCUGUCCCUCCAAGAGCUGCAGGAUCAGGACCCGGCUUACUCAGUGUAGACGGAUGACCAGGCAGGUCGCUGCCCACUGUUGUGCCGGGCCCAGGUGAGGGCUUUUUGUCCUCAAGCCUUGUCCGCUGCUGAGUCACCCAGUGUCUAGCUACCCCCUGGACAUCUCUGCCCCAAGGCCCCCCACCACCCCCACCCAGCCCUGCACACUC